CCGUGCUACCGUCCGUGCCACCGCUCGUCAUCUGCAUCUCACGCACAGGAGUGAGAUGAAGACAGACAAACGUACUCAAGCCGAACUGCUACAUCUGUCCUAGCUAUGGGAGGAAGAGUCGAUAUCGGAAGACUUUGGAGACCGGCAGUGCGCAGGUGCAAAAUCGUCCUGACUCAAUGUCUAUUCGGGGCAAUUCUCGCCUAUUCAAGUUGCCAUGUCACGGAAGUCAGGCCAGAGACAAAACUCUAUCUUCAGGUUAUGCGCACGAAUUGGGCAUGGCAACCGACUCUCCCACACCCCUCUCCGGGCGGAUCCGUGUAUUUGAAAGUCAGAAUGGUAUCAAGAAUCCAAGGAUGGUCACUACUUCAUAUGGCCUUUGGUGAGAAUUUAACAGAUUGUUGAGCAUGUGUCAAGCUUUCGGGUGCUUCAGCUUUCAAGUUUCGCAGAGCCGU
Colletotrichum phormii is the source of this 452-nucleotide messenger RNA. RefSeq lists its product as uncharacterized. The record is from RefSeq and is a predicted model, not a curated record. Bases 106 to 402 code for a protein of 98 amino acids. Lineage: Eukaryota; Fungi; Ascomycota; Sordariomycetes; Glomerellales; Glomerellaceae. The transcript has a single exon.